AUGGACACUGUGUUGGCGCACACUCGCCCUCAUGAACACUGUGUUGGCGCACACUCGCCCUCAUGGACACUGUGUUGGUGCACACUCGCCCUCAUGGACACUGUGUUGGCGCACACUCGCCCUCAUGGACACUGUGUUGGCGCACACUCGCCCUCAUGGACACUGUGUUGGCGCACACUCGCCCUCAUGGACACUGUGUUGGUGCACACUCGCCCUCAUGAACACAGUGUUGGCGCACACUCGCCCUCAUGGACACUGUGUUGGCGCACACUCGCCCUCAUGGACACUGUGUUGGUGCACACUCGCCCUCAUGAACACCGUGUUGGCGCACACUCGCCCUCAUGGACACUGUGUUGGUGCACACUCGCCCUCAUGAACACUGUGUUGGUGCACACUCGCCCUCAUGGACACUGUGUUGGCGAACACUCGCCCUCAUGGACACUGUGUUGGCGCACACUCGCCCUCAUGGACACUGUGUUGGCGCACACUCGCCCUCAUGGACACUGUGUUGGCGCACACUCGCCCUCAUGGACACUGUGUUGGUGCACACUCGCCCUCAUGGACACUGUGUUGGCGCACACUCGCCCUCAUGGACACUGUGUUGGCGCACACUCGCCCUCAUGGACACUGUGUUGGCGCACACUCGCCCUCAUGGACACUGUGUUGGCGAACACUCGCCCUCAUGGACACUGUGUUGGCGCACACUCGCCCUCAUGGACACUGUGUUGGCGCACACUCGCCCUAAUGGACACUGUGUUGGUGCACACUCGCCCUCAUGGACACUGUGUUGGCGCACACUCGCCCUCAUGGACACUGUGUUGGCGCACACUCGCCCUCAUGGACACUGUGUUGGCGCACACUCGCCCUCAUGGACACUGUGUUGGCGCACACUCGCCCUCAUGGACACUGUGUUGGCGCACACUCGCCCUCAUGGACACUGUGUUGGCGCACACUCGCCCUCAUGGACACUGUGUUGGUGCACACUCGCCCUAA
Nerophis ophidion (straightnose pipefish) is the source of this 993-nucleotide messenger RNA. Its product is annotated as putative protein CRIPAK. The transcript has a single exon. Bases 1 to 993 code for a protein of 330 amino acids. Lineage: Eukaryota; Metazoa; Chordata; Actinopteri; Syngnathiformes; Syngnathidae. The record is from RefSeq and is a predicted model, not a curated record.